GUUUAGAUACAAGGUGGGAAUUGCUAAUAAGUCUGAACGGUGUGAUGUGUGUGUGUGUGUGUUCACAGCCGAGUAAUAUUAGCCACUUUACUGCAGCUUCCAUCAGCAUUCUAACAUUUCGCCUCUCUUCUCUCCACUUCAUACAUCAACAGUUAGACUUCCUGGCGUGUGAUCAUGACAUAAAAUUCAGUAACUGGCAAGGCGCAAAGUUAAACUGGCUAGCCAUGAAAAUUUUCGGCACGCCCUUACACUAAUACGACUUUCCAAAUACGAGAAAAGACCACCGGCAAAAUAAUAGGAACAAAUUCUACAGUCACCCCUGCUACAGAACCUGAAGUUAGGGUGAAAAGUCUUCAGUGUGAUUCCAGAAGAUGCACAGCUACCGUGGAAAACAAUUGCGUUAAAUAUAAUGGUCACAAUAUGAAAAUGCAAUUCAUUCUGAAGCCAUCGAGUGAGAAAGUCAAGAAUCCCCUCGUUGAAUACGGUGCUGUCAACUCGGGGGGAAGAGCAACGAUAGCAUUAAAAGAUCUGCUGCCCUUUACGAACUACACCGUAACCGCCAACCCUGCCAACGACGUGGGCGCCGCCACCGACCCCUCCCUCUCCAAAGAAACCUCCUUCAUCGCAAUUUCCCAAUGCUAUUGGAAUCCAAGGACUAGGGCAGAGAUCGACGCAAAAACAACCCUGCGCUUCACUUGGAACGGACUUCGCAGUAACAAUGGCAACCCUGAUUACUACACACUCACACAAUGGCAACCCUGAUUACUACACACUCACACAUUGGCAACCCUGGUUACUACACACUCACAUUCUUGGAUGGAGGAGACAAGAGCACUGUGAAAAAUGUCAUCGAUACUGAAAUCAAAUUUGCUCACCUGACUCCAGGCAAAAAGUACACGUUAGAAGUGAAGGAGUGCUUUACAACAGUGCACUGUGACAUACUGACGACACUUGAAGAAUGGACGGAACCAGAGAAGCCACGAGUGCUGGAAAAGACAGAACUCCAGACAACAACAGACACCACCAUCACCAUCCAGCUGCCCGUCCUGCAGAACCCUCCAGGAAUGCACUGGAUAUUGCUGAGGAAAUACAGCGGCGGCGGCGACGAAUAUCACACAAGGAAGCAAGACACUGAGGAGAAAGCACUGGUAACGGUUCGCACAGAAAGGGAGAAGGAAAGGAAGGAGGCGCAGGCAAGGAGGAGGAAUCGUCGUUCCGCUGAUCCAGGCCAAAACGAUCACUCGUUGCGAAUUGUGGCAAAGAUCGAGGUGGUGGAGGAAAAGGACCCCGAGGAGUUAGUGGUGGUGGGAGGCGACUGGCAUGGAGGGAAGGGUCUGGAAAGCGACACUGUCCCUACAGUGAAUACUUCUCGUGCAGGCCCCGGAUUAUGAGGACAGCGAAUCGCCCUAAAGAGCCCGCUACUUAGGGGGUGACCGUGGCCCUGUGUUCUGCUGCGCUGUUCCUCAUUUGCUUCAUUGCACCACUGGUGAUCUCUUGUUCUAACACAGGAAGCAGCUUCCGUAGAAGAGUCGUUGUAACCCAGUCAACAAGGAAGGUAAGGCAUGAAGACAGCAUCAUGCGGACCAUAACUAAGGCCAGCAUUCAGAGACCCUUUGUUCUCUCACCACAGCGACUGAGGUACUGUCAAAGAAGACUACGAUAUGUUAAGACAAGUAGAAUCUACCUGCCAGGUACUAUAUAAUGGUUUAGGGAAUAGACCUUCUGUAUUAGAUAGCUAGUAUACUCAAUAAUUUUGCUCUGUAUUGAUAUCUCCGUUUCCUUAUUCUUGAAAUAAUUAAUAAAAUGCCCAACAAGCUAUAUUCUCUGUUGUCCGUCGUAGCAAACAGUGUUGUGGUGAUUCUUUGCUCGAUGGAUUCUGUUACUACGAAACCGAGUCUUUUGUGUUGAUUCGAGUCUGUACUGGUGAUGGGCAACAAUAAACCUGGUAACUGC
Scylla paramamosain (green mud crab) is the source of this 1953-nucleotide messenger RNA. RefSeq lists its product as uncharacterized. NCBI's taxonomy places the organism in Eukaryota, Metazoa, Arthropoda, Malacostraca, Decapoda, Portunidae. The record is from RefSeq and is a predicted model, not a curated record. The transcript has 8 exons. Bases 750 to 1391 code for a protein of 213 amino acids.